Molecule: messenger RNA, 1465 nt
Organism: Capsella rubella
Lineage: Eukaryota; Viridiplantae; Streptophyta; Magnoliopsida; Brassicales; Brassicaceae
Product: 26S proteasome regulatory subunit 6B homolog
Exons: 6
Coding region: 84-1310 (408 amino acids)
Biological process (GO): proteasome-mediated ubiquitin-dependent protein catabolic process
Cellular component (GO): proteasome regulatory particle, base subcomplex
Molecular function (GO): ATP hydrolysis activity; ATP binding; proteasome-activating activity
Source: RefSeq, a predicted model, not a curated record
GUCGGUUCACAAUAGUUUUUUUUUUAUUUUCUUCGCAAUCUCACUUUUCUUUUCCUCUACUCCAAACAAAGAUCUCUCCGAGAAUGGCUUCUGCGGCUGUUGCGUCGAUGGUUCUUGACCCUAAAGCAUCUCCAGCCUUGAUGGAUCUGUCUACGGCCGAUGAAGAAGAUCUCUAUGGCCGCCUGAAAUCGCUUGAACGGCAACUAGAGUUCACCGAUAUCCAAGAGGAAUAUGUGAAAGACGAGCAAAAGAAUCUCAAACGAGAGCUGUUACGGGCUCAAGAGGAGGUCAAACGUAUUCAAUCCGUCCCUCUCGUGAUUGGUCAGUUUAUGGAGAUGGUAGAUCAGAACAACGGUAUCGUCGGAUCUACUACUGGCUCCAAUUACUAUGUCAGAAUUCUCAGCACAAUUAACAGAGAACUUCUCAAGCCUUCUGCUUCCGUCGCUCUCCACCGUCACUCCAACGCCCUUGUUGAUGUAUUGCCCCCCGAGGCUGACUCUAGUAUCUCCCUUCUCAGCCAAUCUGAGAAGCCUGAUGUCUCCUACAAUGAUAUUGGAGGAUGCGACAUUCAGAAACAGGAAAUUCGUGAAGCUGUUGAAUUGCCACUUACCCACCACGAGCUUUACAAACAGAUUGGUAUCGACCCACCACGCGGUGUCUUGCUCUAUGGACCCCCUGGUACUGGAAAGACUAUGUUGGCUAAGGCUGUUGCCAAUCACACAACCGCUGCCUUCAUUAGGGUUGUUGGUUCUGAGUUUGUGCAAAAGUACCUUGGCGAGGGACCUCGUAUGGUUCGUGAUGUCUUCCGUCUUGCCAAGGAAAAUGCUCCAGCUAUCAUCUUCAUUGAUGAGGUAGAUGCCAUAGCUACGGCUAGGUUUGAUGCUCAAACAGGAGCUGAUAGGGAAGUUCAGCGUAUUCUCAUGGAACUUCUUAAUCAGAUGGAUGGAUUUGACCAGACCGUGAAUGUCAAGGUCAUUAUGGCUACCAACAGGGCAGACACUCUAGAUCCUGCUCUCUUACGUCCUGGGAGACUGGAUCGUAAGAUUGAAUUCCCCCUUCCUGAUAGACGUCAAAAGAGGCUUGUUUUCCAGGUAUGCACCUCUAAAAUGAACCUCAGCGAUGAGGUUGACUUGGAAGACUAUGUUUCACGGCCAGAUAAAAUUAGCGCUGCGGAGAUAGCAGCAAUCUGCCAGGAAGCUGGUAUGCAUGCAGUGCGGAAGAACAGAUACGUGAUACUACCUAAGGAUUUUGAGAAGGGGUACCGCGCAAAUGUUAAGAAGCCAGACACGGACUUUGAGUUUUACAAGUGAAGAGAAAGCAGAAAUGUAAUCAAAUUAUGGCUGUUGUUCAAAUUCCAGUGUGUUUUGAAAAUUAUUUAUAGACAUGGAAUCAGAUUUGCAGUUAAAUUAUGAACUUAGUUGCAUCUCUAAUUUGUGGAACUCGAGUUCACAUGGGUUUCUGUUUA